CUUUGCGAAGGGUUUUAUGUGGACUAACUUUAAUUUUAAGAAUUUAGUUGUAAACGCAUCGAGCACAGACAUUUUUUUUACUGAGUGAUGGCAGUUAUCUGUCUGGCAGCAAAGAAAUAUGCUGUUGAAGAAAUUCACGCUCAAAGUUGUUAAAUUUACCACGAAAGGAAGUGCUACGGACUAUGGAGGAGGUGAAGGAGAGGUCCAAGAGGAGGCCUUUGGUCCGGGCUGCAUCGGAGGAGAGCUCCAGCGAUCUGAGUUCGGUCAGUUACUCUCCAUCUCCUGGUGACACCCUGCCCUGGAACCUGCCCAAACACCAUCGCAUCAAGCGUUCUAAGUCUGCUUCUGGAGAUGUGCUGGACCCGGCGGAGAGGGCCGUCAUCCGCAUUGCAGAUGAACGGGACCGAGUCCAGAAAAAGACCUUCACAAAAUGGGUCAACAAACACCUGAUGAAGCACUGGAAGGCAGAGUCCCAGAGACACAUCACUGACCUGUACGAGGACCUCAGAGAUGGACACAACCUCAUCUCCCUGCUGGAGGUGCUCUCUGGGGAGACACUGCCUCGGGAGAAAGGCCGGAUGCGCUUUCACAAGCUGCAGAAUGUACAGAUCGCCCUGGACUUCCUCAAACACAGACAGGUGAAGCUUGUCAACAUCAGAAAUGACGACAUCGCAGAUGGAAACCCUAAGCUGACCCUGGGGCUGAUAUGGACCAUCAUCCUGCACUUCCAGAUCUCCGACAUUCAGGUGAACGGCCAAUCAGACGACAUGACGGCCAAAGAGAAGUUGCUGCUUUGGUCUCAGAGGAUGGUAGAAGGAUACCAGGGUCUGCGCUGCGACAACUUCACCACCAGCUGGAGGGACGGAAAGCUCUUCAACGCCAUCAUUCACAAACACAGGCCCUCUCUGAUUGACAUGGGCCAAGUGUAUCGACAAAGCAACCAGGAGAACUUGGAGCAGGCCUUCAGUGUGGCAGAAAGGGACCUGGGUGUCACCAGACUGCUGGACCCUGAGGAUGUGGAUGUCCCUCAUCCUGAUGAGAAGUCCAUCAUCACAUAUGUCUCUUCCCUGUAUGAUGCCAUGCCCAGAGUACCAGACAUCCAGGAUGGUGUUAGAGCCAACGAGCUGGAGCUGCGUUGGCAGGAGUACUACGAGCUGGUCACCAUGCUGCUGCAGUGGAUCAGACACCACAUCCUCGUCUUUGAGGAGAGGAAAUUCCCCACCAGCUAUGAAGAGAUCGAGGUUCUCUGGCGUCAGUUCCUGAAGUUUAAAGAAACAGAGCUUCCUGCAAAAGAAGCUGACAAGAACCGAUCCAAACACAUAUUCAAGUCUUUUGAGGGUGCAGUUCAGGCAGGACAGGUCAAAGUUCCUCCUAGUUACCACCCUCUAGAUGUGGAGAAGGAAUGGGGUCGUCUUCACGUCGCCAUCCUGGAAAGAGAGCGCCUCCUCAGGACAGAAUUUGAGAGGCUGGAGCGACUCCAGAGGAUUGUCAGUAAGGUCCAGAUGGAGUCCGGGGUGUGUGAGGAGCAGCUCAACCAGGUGGAGACUCUGCUGCAAACGGAUGUGAGGAUGCUGAGCUCAGGUAAACCUGCUCAGCACACCACAGAAAUGGAGGCCGACCUGGAGAAAGCUGAGGGAAUGAUCCGCCUCCUUUUCAAUGAUGUUCAGCUGCUCAAAGAUGGACGUCACCUUCAAGCAGAACAGAUGUAUCGCAGAGUGUAUCGUCUCCACGAGAGGCUGGUGAACGUCCGCAGCGAGUACAAUCUCCGCCUAAAGUCAGGUGUGAGCACUACGCAGAUCCCCAUGACUCAGGUCCACACAACCCAGGUUCAGGUCCUGCAGCAGGCCCCCAUGAGGGUGAGGCCCGAGCUGGACGAAGUCACCAUGCGGUACAUCCAGGAUCUCCUGGGCUGGGUGGAGGAGAACCAGCGGCGGGUGGAUGACGGGGAGUGGGGCUCUGACUUACCCACUGUGGAGUCCCAGCUCGGUAGCCACCGCGGCUUGCACCAGUCUGUGGAGGAGUUCAGGUCCAAGAUUGAGAGGGCAAAGGCUGACGAGAGUCAGAUCUCACCUGCCAGUAAAGCUGCUUACCGCGACUACCUGGGAAAACUGGAGCUGCAGUACGGCAAGCUGCUGAACGCCUCUAAGGCCCGCCUUCGUUACCUGGUGGAGCUUCAUGCCUUCGUCGUUGCUGCCACCAAAGAGCUGAUGUGGCUGAAUGAGAAAGAGGAGGAGGAGGUCAACUACGACUGGAGUGACAAAAAUACCAACAUGGUUGCCAAGAAAGACAACUAUUCGGGUUUGAUGAGAGACUUGGAGCUCAGGGAGAAGAAAGUGAAUGGCGUCCAGGCUACAGGAGACAAACUGCUGCGGGAUGGACACCCUGCCAGGAAGACCAUAGAGGCCUUUACUGCAGCUCUGCAGACUCAGUGGAGUUGGAUCCUCCAGCUGUGCUGCUGCAUUGAAACUCACCUGAAAGAAAACACAGCCUACUUUCAGUUUUUCUCUGAUGUCAAAGAGGCGGAGGACAGGAUCAAAAAGAUGCAGGACACAAUGAAGAGAAAAUACACCUGCGACCGCUCCAUCACUGUCACAAGGCUGGAAGAUCUCCUGCAGGAUGCAGCUGAUGAGAAGGAGCAACUUAACGAGUUCAAAACUCACCUUGAAGGCCUCAAACGAAGGGCCAAGACCAUUAUCCAGCUCAAGCCUCGUAACCCUGCUACAGCAAUAAAAGGCAAACAGCCCAUUCAGGCUGUCUGUGACUUUAAACAGAUGGAGAUCACAGUCCACAGAGGAGAUGAGUGCGCUCUGCUGAACAACUCCCAGCCUUACAAGUGGAGAGUGCUGAAUGACAAAGGCAGUGAGUCGACUGUUCCAUCCAUCUGCUUCCUGGUUCCCCCCACCAAUAAGGACGCUGUCAACGGUGUUGCCGGCCUCGAUGGAAACCUGCAGAGACUGCAGAACAUGUGGCAGAUGAUGUUUGUGGACAUGAAGAGUCUGCUGUCCUGGCAAUACUUGAUGAGAGACAUUCAUAUCAUCAAAUCCUGGAACAUCACAAUGUUUAAGACCAUGAGGGUGGAGGAGUACCGUCUGGCUCUGAGGAACCUGGAGCAGCACUACCAGGACUUCCUGAGAGACAGUCAAGACUCUGAGAUGUUCGGGGCAGAGGAUCGCAUGCAGGUGGAGUCCAGCUACAACAGAGCCAGCCAGCACUACAACACCAUGGUCAGCUCUGCAGAGCAAGGCUAUGAGCCUCCCAGAGCAGGAGAGCAGGAUGAGUCCAUGUGUAAGACUUACCUGACAAAGAUCAAGGACCUUCGACUGAGGCUGGAGGGUUGUGAGAAUCGAACAGUGACUCGCCUUCGCCAGCAGGUGGACAAAGAGCCGCUGAAAGCCUGUGCUCAGAAAACUGCAGAGCAGAUGAAAGUCCAAUCUGAGCUAGAGGGCUUGAAGAAAGACUUGAACACCAUCACUGAGAAAACAGAGGAAGUUCUGGCAUCUCCUCAGCAGCUGAGCUCAGCCCCAGUGCUGCGCUCAGAGCUGGACGUCACGCUGAAGAAGAUGGACCACGUUUACGGCCUCUCCUCCGUCUACCUGGACAAGCUGAAGACCAUCGAUGUUGUGAUCAGAAACACCAAAGACGCAGAGGACACUCUGAAGAGCUAUGAGAAUCGUCUGCGUGAUGUGAACAAAGUGCCAGCAACAGAGAAGGAGGUGGAGGACCAGCGCAGUCAGCUCAAGUCGAUGCAGGAGGAAGCAGAGUCUGACCAGGCAGUGUUCGACCGCCUUCAAGACGAGCUGAAGAAGGCAACAACCAUCAAUGACAAGAUGACGAGGAUCCACAGCGAGCGUGACGCCGAGCUGGACCACUACCGUCAGCUGGUCAACAGCCUCUUGGAGCGCUGGCAGGCUGUGUUUGCUCAGAUCGACAUCAGGAAGCGCGAGCUUGACCUCCUUGGACGCAACAUGAAGACAUACAACGGAAACUACGAGUGGCUGAUCCACUGGCUCGGAGAGGCAAGACAGAGGCAGGAGAAGAUUCAAGCCGUGCCCAUUGGCGACAGCAAGGCUCUCAAGGCACAGCUGGCAGAGGAGAAGAAACUCCUGGAAGAGAUCGAGACAAACAAAGACAAGGUUGAAAGUUGUCAGAAAAAUGCAAAGGAUUACAUCGACUCAGUCAAGGAUUACGAGCUCCAGCUUUUGACCUACAAAGCCCUGCAGGAUCCCAUCGCCUCACCUUUAAAGAAACCAAAAUUGGAGGCUGCAUCCGAUAAUAUCAUUCAGGAAUAUGUCACUCUGAGAACUCGCUACAGUGAGCUGAUGACUCUGACCAGCCAGUACAUCAAGUUCAUCAUAGACGCACAGCGCCGCCUGGAGGAGGAAGAGAAAGCUUCUGAAAAGCUCAAAGAAGAGGAGAAGAGAAAGAUGGCAGAGAUACAGGCUGAGCUAGAUAAACAGAAACAGUUGGCUGAGGCUCAGGCUAAAUCUGUGGCCAAAGCAGAACAAGAAGCUCAGGAGCUGAAGCUGAAGAUGAAAGAGGAGGCCAGCAAGAGGCAAGAUGUGGCAGGAGAGGCUGAGAAACAGAAACAGAACAUCCAACAGGAGCUGCAUCAGCUCAAGAGUCUGUCAGAGCAGGAGAUCAAGUCUAAGAAUCAGCAGCUGGAGGAGGCGCUGAGUAGUCGUACCAAAAUCGAGGAGGAAAUCCAUAUAAUUAGAGUCCAGUUAGAGACAACAAUCAAACAGAAAGCCACAGCUGAGACGGAGCUACAAAACCUCAGAGACAAGGCUGCUGAUGCUGAGAAGCUCAGGAAAGCUGCUCAGGAGGAGGCAGAGAGGCUGCGCAAGCAAGUGACUGAAGAGACUCAGAAGAAGAAAAAUGCCGAAGAUGAGCUGAAGCGUAAAUCUGAGGCAGAAAAAGAAGCCGCCAAACAGAAGCAGAAAGCUCUGGAAGACCUUCAGAGAUUCAAAAUGCAGGCUGAGGAGGCAGAGAGGCGCAUGAAACAAGCCGAGGAGGAGAAACACAGGCAGAUCAAGGUGGUAGAGGAGGUGGCACAAAAGUCAGCUGCCACACAGCUGCAGGCCACAACCAUGUCAUUCAGUGAGAAGGCAACUAAACUGGAGGAAUCCCUGAAGAAGGAGCAAGGCACCGUGCUUCAGCUGCAGGAGGAGGCAGAGAAACUUCGGAAACAACAAGAGGAAGCUGACAAAGCCAGGGAGCAGGCAGAGAAAGAGCUUGAAACAUGGAGACAGAAAGCCAACGAGGCGCUCCGCCUGAGGCUACAAGCCGAGGAGGAGGCUCAGAAGAAGAGCCAGGCUCAAGAGGACGCAGAGAGGCAGAAGGUCGAGGCAGAACGGGACGCUAAGAAAAGGGCCAAAGCUGAGGAAGCUGCUCUGAAACAGAAGGACAACGCAGAGAAAGAGCUGGAGAAACAGAAGAAGUUUGCUGAACAAAUAGCCCAGCAGAAGUUGUCUGCAGAGCAGGAGUGCAUCCGACUAAAGUCUGACUUUGAACACGCUGAACAGCAGAGAGGCCUGCUAGACAAUGAGCUCCAGAGACUGAAGAAAGAAGUGACUGAUGCUGAAAAGCAGAGAAAACAGCUCGAAGAUGAGCUGGCUAAAGUCAGAAGUGAAAUGGACUCUCUUCUUCUGAUGAAGGUCGAAGCUGAGAAGCAGACCCUGUCAAACACAGAGAAGAGCAAGCAGCUUCUGGAGUCUGAGGCGCUUAAAAUGAAACAACUCGCAGAGGAAGCAGCAAGACUGAGAUCAGUCGCCGAAGAGGCGAAGAAGCAGAGGCAGACUGCAGAAGACGAGGCAGCUCGGCAAAGAGCUGAGGCUGAAAAGAUCCUCAAAGAAAAACUGGCUGCUAUCAAUGAAGCAACUCGACUCAAGACUGAAGCUGAGAUCGCUCUGAAAGCCAAAGAAGCAGAAAAUGAAAGACUGAAAAGAAAAGCUGAGGAUGAGGCUUAUCAGAGGAAGCUGCUGGAGGAUCAGGCUGCUCAGCAUAAACAAGACAUAGAAGAGAAAAUCACACACCUGAAGAGCUCAUCAGACUCAGAGCUGGUGAGACAAAAAACAAUUGUAGAAGAAACCCUGAAGCAGAAGAAGGUGGUUGAAGAAGAAAUUCACAUCAUUAAGAUCAACUUUGAGAAAGCAUCCAAAGAAAAGUCCACUUUGGAGGCAGAGUUGAAGAAACUAAAAGGGAUUGCAGAUGAGACAGAGAAGAGCAAACUCAAGGCUGAACAGGAGGCUGAGAAACUGAGAAAGCUUGCUGCUGAGGAAGAGAAGAAAAGGAAAGAAUCAGAGGAGAAGGUGAAGAGGAUCACUGCAGCAGAGGAAGAAGCUGCACGGCAAUGCAAAGCUGCCAAGGAAGAAGUGGAGCGCCUCAAAAAGAAAGCCGAAGAGGCCAAUAAACAGAAAGAAAAAGCGGCAAAAGAAGCAGAAAAGCAGGUGGUUUUGGCCAAAGAGGCAGCACAGAAAUGUAGCGCCGCAGAGCUGAAAGCCCAAGAAGUUCUCAGCAAAAAUAAAGACGACGCUCUUGCUCAGGAAAAACUGAAAGGAGAAUUUGAAAAUGCCAAGAAACUUGCACAAGCUGCUGAGAAAGCCAAAGAGAAAGCUGAAAAGGAGGCUGCCCUGCUCCGUCAAAAAGCAGAGGAGGCUGAAAAACAGAAAAAAGCUGCAGAGGAUGAAGCUGCCAAACAGGCCAAAGCUCAAAAAGAUGCAGAGAAGUUGAGGAAAGAGGCAGAAGCAGAGGCCUCCAAGAGAGCAGCAGCUGAAGCAGCAGCUCUGAAGGCAAAGCAGCAAGCUGAUGCAGAGAUGACCAAGCACAAAAAAGAAGCAGAACAAGCACUGAAGCAGAAGUCUCAGGUGGAGAAAGAGCUCACAGUGAUCAAACUGAAGCUGGAUGAGACCGAUAAGCAGAAAGCUGUGCUUGAUGAGGAGCUUCAGAGAGUUAAAGGUGAAGUCAAUGAUGCUGUCAAGCAAAAGAAGCAGGUGGAAGAUGAACUGUCCAAAGUUAAGAAGCAAAUGGAUGAGCUCCUGAAACUUAAGCUGAAGAUUGAAGAGGAAAACAAACGCCUCAUGAAGAAAGAUAAAGAUAAUACACAGAAAUUACUUGCAGAGGAAGCUGAGAAAAUGAAGAGCCUAGCAGAGGAUGCUGCAAGACUUAGUGUGGAAGCUGAGGAAGCAGCAAGACAGAGACAGAUCGCUGAGUCUGACCUAGUUGAACAGAGAGCACUGGCAGAGAAAAUGCUAAAGGAGAAAAUGCAGGCAAUCCAGGAGGCUACCAAACUGAAAGCUGAGGCAGAGGAGCUCCAAAAACAGAAGAACCAGGCACAGGAGAAGGCCAAAAAACUACUGGAGGACAAACAACAGAUCCAGCAGCGCCUCGACAAAGAGACAGAGGAUUUCCAGAAGUCAUUAGAGGCUGAGCGCAAGAGGCAGAUGGAAAUAUCAGCAGAAGCAGAGAAACUAAAACUGAAGGUCAAAGAGCUCAGUGACGCUCAAGCAAAAGCUGAAAAGGAGGCUAAGAAAUUCAAGACCCAAGCUGAUGAAGCAAAAGCACGUCUGCAAGAGACAGAAAAGCAAAGUACAGAGUUGGUUGUGCAGAAGUUGGAGACACAGAGGCUGCAGAGCACCAGAGAGGCCGAUGACUUGAAGAAAGCCAUCGCUGAUCUUGAAAAAGAGAGGGAGAAGUUGAAAAAAGACGCAGAGGAGCUUCAGAAGAAAUCUAAAGAGAUGGCAAAUGCCCAGCAAGAACAAAUAGAGCAGCAGAAGGCCAUUCUUCAGCAGUCCUUCCUCACAGAGAAAGAGGUGUUGUUGAAAAGAGAGAAGGCAGUGGAGGAUGAGAAAAAGAAACUUCAGAAACAGUUUGAGGAUGAAGUGAACAAAGCCAAAGCUCUUAAGGAUGAACAAGAACGUCAGAGGAAGCUAAUGGAAGAGGAGAAGAAGAAACUACAGGCCAUUAUGGAUGAAGCCAUCAAGAAACAGAAGGGUGCUGAAGCAGAGAUGAAUAACAAGCAGAAAGAAAUGGAAGUGCUUGAAAAGAAAAGGCUCGAGCAAGAAAAACUUCUGGAAGACGAAAAUAAAAAGCUCAGAGAGAAACUCAAGACUCUUGAGGUUGCCUCCAAACAGGCUGCUUCUAAAACAAAGGAAAUUGAAAUCCAAACAGAUGAGGUGCCUGAGGAGCAGUUAGUGACGAUGACCAUGGUUGGAACAACAAGGAAAGUUUUCAAUGGAUCUGUUGAAGUGGAUGGAGCAAAGAAAGACGGAGAAUCACCUUUAGCAUUUGAUGGUGUAAGAGAGAAAGUUCCUGCUGAAAGGCUUCUCGAUGUCGGUAUCCUGACCAAAAAGGACUUUGACAAACUGAAGAAGGGAAAAGUCUCUGUUCAAGAACUUGGAAAGAAUGAUAAAGUCAAGUCAUUUCUUAAGGGUCAGAACAGUAUUGGAGGUGUCUUGACUCCAUCCAAAGAGAAAAUGAGCGUCUACCAGGCCAUGAAGGCAAAAAAGAUUGCUCCUGAUACAGCCACAAUGCUCCUGGAAGCUCAGGCUGCUUCUGGUUACAUUGUAGAUCCAGUCAAAAACAAACUCCUCUCUGUAGAUGAUGCUGUUAAGGAUGAGUUGAUUGGCCCUGAGCUCCACGAUAAAAUGCUGUCAGCUGAACGAGCAGCCACUGGCUUUAAAGAUCCCUACACUGGAGCUAAAAUCUCCCUUUUUGAGGCUAUGAAGAAGGGACUUAUCGAAAAGGAGCCAGCCACAAAAUACCUCGAUGUUCAGCUUGCAACUGGUGGUAUCAUUGAUCCCAUCAAUAGUCACAGGGUGCCACUUCAGACUGCCUAUAAACAGGGUCAGUUUGAUGCAGAUAUGAACAAGAAACUAAGUGAUCCCAGUGAUGAUUGCAAGUUAUUCAUUGAACCAAGCACCAAGGAGAAACUCACAUACAAACAGCUGCUGGACAAAUGCACCAAAGAUGCAGAGACAGGAAUGCUGAUUUUACCAGUAACAGAGAAAGCUGCAGAAGGCGAGAGAACAUUCACAGACCAGGAGACUAAAGAAAUGUUAAGCAAGUCCAAGGUUGAUGUGCCUUUUGGAAGGUUCAAAGGCAAAACUGUCACCAUCUGGGAAGUUAUUAACUCUGAAUAUUUCACUGAAGAUCAAAGAAAAGACCUGAUUCGCCAGUACAAGACAGGCAAGAUCACCGUGGAGAAGAUCAUUAAAAUCGUCAUCACUGUCGUUGAGGACAAGGAGAAGAAUAAUGAGAAUGUGUUCUUUGGUUUGAGGGCACCAGUCUCUGCUAAUGAGCUGUUAGAGGCUAAGAUCAUCAACAAAGACUUGUUCAAUAAGUUGAGUAAUGGCAAGAUAACGGUAAAAGAGAUCUCUGAGACAGAGCCAGUGAGGAAGGCACUGCAAGGAACACCCAGCAUUGCUGGAUUGUUGAAUGAACCAACCAAGGAGAAGAUGCCAUUCUAUCAGGCUAUGAAGAAAGACUUACUGUCUCCAGAAACUGUGGUGAGUCUUCUCGAAGCUCAAGCAGCAACUGGGUUUGUUAUCGAUCCAGUCAAAAAUGAGAGAGUCCCAGUUGAUGAAGCCGUGAAGUCGGGUCUUGUGGGACCAGAGCUGCAUGAACGACUUCUGUCAGCAGAGAGAGCCAUAAGCGGCUAUCAAGAUCCAUACACUGGCAAGAAGGUGUCUCUGUUUGAAGCCAUGAACAAAGGCCUUAUCAAGAAAGACCAUGGCAUCCGUCUGCUAGAGGCACAACUCUCAACAGGUGGAAUCAUCGACCCUGUUAAAAGCUAUCGCAUCCCACAUGAGUUGGCCUGCAAGCGUGGGUAUUUUGAUGAGGAAAUGAGCAAGACCUUGAACAAAAACACAGAUGAAACAAAGGUCUUUUAUGAUCCCAACUCGCAAGAGGAUUUAACCUAUGCUCAGCUCAUGAAUAAAUGUAUUACAGACAAAGAGACUGGACUUCCAUUGCUUCCUCUGUCAAAGAAGGCAGCAAGGCCAAAAGAAGAGAAACAGAUUACAGAGGCUAAAACAAAAGAGGCUUUGAAUCAGACCACUAUGGAGCUUGAUUAUGGCCCUUUCAAAGGAAGAAAAGUCACAAUCUGGGAGAUCAUAAACUCUGAAUACAUCACUGAGGAGCAAAGAAUAGAGCUCAUUCGCAGGUAUAGAAUGGGACAGGUGACAAUCGAGAAGUUGAUCAAGAUUGUCAUAACAAUGGUGGAGGAAAAAGAGGACAAAACAAAGGAAGAGGGAUGUUUUGAGGGCCUUAGAGCACCAGUCACUGCCCGCUCAUUGCUUGAUUCCAACAUCAUUGAUAAGGCAACAUUUGACCAACUUGAACAAGGUAAAAUGCCACCUAAAGAGGUUAGUGACACUGACAAGGUAAAGAAGUAUUUACAGGGCACAGACCGCAUUGAUGGCAUCACUCUUGGAGAUUCAAAUGAGAAGAUCAGCAUAUAUCAAGCAAUGAAAAAGAGCAUCUUGCAACAAAAAACUGGGCUUGCACUACUUGAAGCCCAAGCUGGAACUGGUUUCAUGACUGAUCCGGUCAAAAACCAGAGAUACACUGUGGACGAUGCAGUAAAGGAAGGAGUUGUUGGCCCAGAGCUUCAUGAAAAGCUUCUCUCGGCUGAAAAAGCAGUGACAGGAUACAAAGAUCCUUACACUGGCAAUAAGAUUUCUCUGUUCCAAGCCAUGAAGAAAGAGCUUGUUCUAAGAGAACAUGCUAUUCCCCUCUUGGAAGCUCAGUCUGCUACAGGAGGGAUCAUUGAUCCAGUCAGUAGCCAUCGUGUACCUGAUGAUGUGGCCAUUCAGCGUGGCUAUUUCAGCAAACAAAUGUCCAAGUCCUUUAAUGAACCCUCAGGUGACGUGAAAGGCUUUACCAACCCCAAAACCAAUGAAAAUGUCACUUACAAGCAGCUAGUUGAGGAGUGUGUCAGGGAUCCCAUCUCUGGUUUGUGCUACCUGCCUCUGACCAAGGUCGAAUCACCUUCUCCUGUUGAGAAAUCUUACCAGUUCUCAGAGGAGCAAGCCCAGACAGAUCUAGCAAAUACUCAAAUUGAGAUCCCACACAAGAGUUUUGCAGGAAAGAGUAUGACCAUCUGGGAAGUCAUGAACUCAAAUAUGCUUCCAGAAGAAGAGAGGCGCCGCCUUAUGGAGCAGUAUCGCUUAGGGCAGAUCACAAAGGACAGAAUGCUUAUCAUCAUCAUUGAAAUCAUUGAACAAAGGGAGACCCUGAAAUCAGAGCAAGGCAUGUCCUGUGAUGUUAUCAGGAGAAGAGUCACCAUCGAUGAUCUGUACAGUGCUCGUAUUAUUGACCUAAAUACUUACAACCUCUUGAAACAAGAGAAGAUAACUAUUCGUGAAGUAAUGGAGAUGCCAUCAGUGAAACAGUACCUCUUUGGAACUGGUUGCAUUGCUGGAAUCAUGUCAGACAGUCCUCCAAAGAUGAGCAUUUACCAGGCGAUGAAGAGUGGAAAGAUUAAACCUGAGGUUGCUCUGAAUCUGCUUGAAGCCCAAGCAGCAACAGGGUUCAUGAUUGACCCUCUGAAAGAUGAACUUCUGACAGUUGAUGAAGCGGUACGCAAAGGGCUUGUUGGCCCUGAACUUCAUGACAAGCUGCUUUCUGCUGAAAGAGCAGUUACAGGUUACAAAGAUCCCUACAGCGGUAAAGUGAUCUCUCUCUUCCAGGCAAUGAAAAAAGAUCUCGUUCCUGAGGAUUAUGCCUUGGGGCUUUUGGAAGCCCAGAAUGCCACUGGUGGAUUAAUGGAUCCUGAGUACAACUUCCACCUCCCAAUGGAUGUAGCAAUGCAGCGUGGAUACAUCAACAAAGAGACACUAGAGAGAAUAACUGAACCCACUGCAGAUGUGAGAGGUUACAUUGAUCCAACAACAGAAGAAAAACAGACCUAUGCUCAGCUCCUAAAAAGAUGCAGAGUUGAUAAAGAAAGUGGACUGCGUCUGCUUUCACUGGCAGACAGAAGACUUCUCUUUAAGGGUCUCAGAAAGCAGAUCACUGUUGAAGAGCUGCUCCGAUCACAGAUUAUUGACCAAAAGACAUACAACGAACUCACUGAGGGUACCAUCACAGUGGAGGAGGUCAGCAGAGAGCUGAAGAAAUUUCUUGAGGGUAUCAGCUGUAUUGCUGGCGUGUAUGUAGAAUCAAGCAAAGACCGCUUGUCCAUUUACCAAGCAAUGAAGAAGAACAUGAUCAGACCAGGCACUGCCUUUGAGCUCCUUGAAGCCCAAGCUGCCACAGGGUAUGUGAUUGAUCCUAUCAAAAACCUGAAGUUAAAUGUCGCUGAAGCCGUAAAGAUGGGCGUUGUCGGCCCAGAGUUCAAGGAUAAACUCCUCUCAGCUGAAAGAGCUGUCACAGGCUACAAGGAACCUUAUUCUGGCAAGAUCAUCUCUCUAUUCCAGGCUAUGAAAAAAGGUCUCAUUCUGAAAGACCAUGGCAUUCGUCUGCUGGAGGCCCAAAUUGCUACUGGUGGAAUCAUUGACCCACAGGAGAGCCAUCGCUUGCCAGUGGAAUCAGCAUAUGAACGUGGCCUCUUUGAUGAGGAAAUGAAUGAAAUCCUCACUGAUCCAUCAGACGACACAAAGGGCUUCUUUGACCCAAACACUGAAGAAAAUCUCACCUACCUGCAACUCAUGGAGAGAUGUAUGAUAGACCCAGAAACAGGUCUUGCUCUUCUAAUGCUGAAAGAAAAGAAGCGAGAAAGGAAGACAUCUUCCAAGUCUUCUGUCCGCAAACGCAGGGUCGUCAUUGUCGAUCCAGAGACUGGUAAAGAGAUGUCUGUGUAUGAGGCAUACCAGAAAGGCCUUAUAGACCACCAGACCUACCUUGAGCUUGCAGAGCAGGAGUGUGAAUGGGAAGAGAUCACCAUCACCUCCUCUGAUGGCAUUGUAAAGUCUAUGAUCAUUGACAGGAGGUCUGGUCGCCAGUACGACAUUGAUGACGCAAUCUCAAGAGGUCUGAUCGACAAGUCCGCUCUUGAUCAGUACCGUGCUGGAACUCUGUCCAUCACAGAAUUUGCAGACAUGCUUUCUGGAAACAUGAGCGGAGUCAGGUCACGGUCAUCCUCCUUUGGCUCCUCUUCCUCUUACUCCAGCCCAGUACCAUCUAUAAAACCACCAGCAACCACAUGGAACGACCCAACAGAGGAAACUGGUCCUGUGGCUGGCAUCCUUGACACAGAAACACUGGAGAAGGUAUCCAUCACAGAGGCCAUUCACAGAAACCUUGUGGACAAUAUUACAGGCCAAAGGCUGCUGGAGGCUCAGGCGUGCACUGGUGGUAUUAUCGACCCAAAUACUGGAGAGAAAUUCUCUGUUGGAGAUGCAAUGAACAAAGGGCUUGUGGAUAAAAUCAUGGUGGACCGCAUCAGCCUAGCCCAGAAAGCAUGCAAUGGAUUUGAGGAUCCAAGAACUAAAACCAAAAUGUCAGCAGCUCAAGCUCUAAAGAAAGGCUGGCUGUACUAUGAGGCUGGACAGAGAUUCCUUGAGGUCCAGUAUCUCACCGGUGGAUUGAUUGAACCGGAUGCUACAAGCAGAGUCUCCAUAGAUGAGGCUGUAAAGAAGGGCACCUUAGAUGCACGCACUGCACAGAAGUUACGGGAUGUUAGUGCAUACUCGAAAUACCUCACAUGCCCUAAAACCAAGCUGAAAAUCUCUUACAAAGACGCCAUGGACAGAAGCAUGAUUGAGGAGGGGACCGGUCUGCGACUACUUGAAGCAUCAUCUCAAUCCAGCAAAGGCCUUUACAGUCCUUACAGCAUGAGUGGGUCUGGAUCAGCGACUGGCUCACGGUCCGGCUCAAGAACUGGUUCAAGAUCGGGCUCCAGGAGAGGAAGCUUUGAUGCUACAGGAUCCAGUUUCACAACAACUUUCUCCUCCACUUCCUAUGGUUCUCCAAGCUACAGCCGCCGAUACUGAAAGGAAUGAUUUUUAAAGGAAGGAUACACUACAAAACCAGUGUUCACAAGAUGCCUAAUUCUCAGUAGAAUAAGAGCUACCUUUAUUCUGCUCUGCAUGUGAUUGUUACAAGACUUUUAAUAUUUAAUUUUUUACAAGUUAAAUCAUUUUGUUUAUAGUAUAUCUCACAUUUAGUUUUAGUUGUUUGUGCUAUCUUAUCAGACUUUCUGAUAACUGUACUGUACCCAGCUUACGCCAUAGCUGUUCCAGUGUCUCUUGAAAAAACUGUUCUUUCUAUUCUUUUUGGUUUUAAAAUAUAUCAUAAGCAUAUCCUAUUCAACAACAAAAAAAAAAGAUUCUAUUUUAAAAAAUGUGUUUAUUACACAGCAACCAAAACCGUUCAUUACCAAUAGUCUGAUUGUCAAAAGGAACCAAAUUUUUGUUGUACAAACAAAAACCCUUGUACAUGUGUAUAUUUCUGAACAGUGAACAAAGUUAGCUAAAGAGAGAUAAAUACAACUCUGCAGAGCAGAAUAAAGAGUCUUCCGAAGAUGAAUACACACUGAAAGUGUCAGCUUUAAUAAUGCCAAGCUUCAAGAUCUUUUCUCUUCUGGGCCACACUGCCGAUAUCUACUCCAUUCCCACUUUUCAUAAAACCUGGAGUUACAACAACAAAAUGUCAAAUGAAGCUCAAAAAGUUUAAGAUCCCUCAUGUGGAUGGAUCAUCCAGCCUGUUCUGACCAUUAACACCUUAACACAUCAAACCUCAAGACCAACACAUACAAGUCCCUGCUUUUCUUCACAUUUAAAAUGAAACCGUCUACGCAGGUCGUGUCUUCUGCAACGCUCUCCUCGGAUGUCUUCCAAUGACCUACGGGAUCAAUCUGGACUUAAAUCAAUGAUUUUAUGCAACAGUACAGUUAAAGUCUUGCACAUCAUACUGUUUGGUCAGAUUUCUUUUAAAGCGAAUCAUUUUUAAGCUAAUCUUGAACACAUAUAAAGGCCUAAACCUUGCUUUGUAAGUGCCUGCAAACUACUCUUGAACCCUCCAAUGGGAUAGGGACUGAGUAUAAUCAGAAGGUGCAGUGGUUACACUGUAAACAGACUGAUGCAUGGAGCAAUGCUAAUCAUAAUGGUAUGAGUACUGUGUAAUCAGGUAAGCCUUUUUACAGUCACUAAAUAAAUAACAGUUCAGUAAUAGCAUUUCAAUGUCAAAGAUGUGGUAGUCACACAGGGCUAAAAUGAAUGAUCUGAAUGUUUAAUAGUUAAGAUUUACAUGAUUUGAAUAUUUCCCUUCACAGACAAGUAAUGUAAUGUAUGUACUGUACAUUGACAAUGAUAUAAGCACUUAUGCUAAAAGCCAUUAAUCAACAUUUCUUUGAGAGAGAUCUUUAAGCUUUGCCACCAGACCCAGUAUUUGUAUUUUUCACAACAUAUACUUGUUUUUAUUUUGAUUCUACUUUGUAAAGCAACACUUGCAAUCUAUAUCACUUUAUUUUCAUACUCUAUAUUCUUGCUUUGCAUGAUUUACUAACAUUUAAAAGGUGCAAAAAUGAAAUAUUCUAUCCAUUAAAGCAUUUGUUUUAUUAUUACGUUUCAAAAGGUUUGAAGGAUGUAUUUUAAUGAGGGUUAUCAAGCCUUGGUUAAAAUGGUGUAUUUAUAAUAAAAUGGUGACAAGGAAUUUUAUUGCAACACCGUACGCAAUGUAAAUAAACAUGGAAAUUAAAUAUGCAA
Cheilinus undulatus (humphead wrasse) is the source of this 15644-nucleotide messenger RNA. RefSeq names its product plectin a (gene pleca). Gene Ontology annotation, biological process: intermediate filament cytoskeleton organization; wound healing; hemidesmosome assembly. Lineage: Eukaryota; Metazoa; Chordata; Actinopteri; Labriformes; Labridae. The transcript is spliced from 36 exons. Gene Ontology annotation, molecular function: ankyrin binding; cadherin binding; structural constituent of cytoskeleton. The coding region runs from base 183 to 13931 and encodes 4582 amino acids. Gene Ontology annotation, cellular component: sarcolemma; cytoplasm; perinuclear region of cytoplasm. The record is from RefSeq and is a predicted model, not a curated record.